Messenger RNA from Bubalus bubalis (water buffalo), 1347 nucleotides. It is a transcript of the gene VTCN1, whose product is annotated as V-set domain containing T cell activation inhibitor 1. The record is from RefSeq and is a predicted model, not a curated record. The transcript is spliced from 6 exons. NCBI's taxonomy places the organism in Eukaryota, Metazoa, Chordata, Mammalia, Artiodactyla, Bovidae. The coding region runs from base 141 to 989 and encodes 282 amino acids.
AGCACCGACCACUCCCGGCUGAACCCACUAUUUAAGGCCAGCGCACCCCAGCCGGCUGUGAGUCACGGCACUAGGAGGGCAGCGGCAGCUCCACUCACCCCAGCAUCCAGCGCCCUGCAGGAAGGGCCCCUUCACCCGCCAUGGCUUCCCUGGGGCAGGUCAUCUUCUGGAGCAUUAUUAGCAUCAUCAUUAUUCUGGCUGGAGCAAUUGUAUUUAUCAUCGGUUUUGGUAUUUCAGGAAGACACUCCCUCACAGUCACCACUCUCACCUCAGCUGGGAACAUCGGGGAAGAUGGCAUCCUGAGUUGUACUUUUGAACCUGACAUCAAACUUGCUGAUAUCGUGAUACAGUGGCUGAAGGAAGGUGUCAUGGGCUUGGUCCAUGAGUUCAAAGAAGGCAAAGAUGUCCUGUCAGACCAGGAUGAAAUGUUCAGAGGCCGGACAGCAGUGUUUUCUGAUCAAGUAAUAGUUGGUAAUGCCUCUCUGAGGCUGAAAAAUGUACAACUCACAGAUGCUGGCACCUAUAAAUGUUACAUCAUCACUUCUAAGGGCAAGGGGAAUGCUAACCUCGAAUAUAAAACCGGAGCCUUCAGCAUCCCAGAGGUGAAUGUGGACUAUAACGCCAGCUCGGAGAGCUUACGAUGUGAGGCUCCCCGAUGGUUUCCCCAGCCCACAGUGGUCUGGGCUUCCCAAGUUGACCAGGGAGCCAACUUCUCAGAAGUCUCCAACACUAGCUUUGAGCUGAACUCUGAGAAUGUGACCAUGAAGGUUGUGUCCGUACUCUACAACGUCACAAUCAACAACACUUACUCCUGUAUGAUUGAAAACAACAUUGCCAAAGCCACAGGGGAUAUCAAAGUGACAGACUCGGAGAUUAAAAGGCGAAGUCACCUACAGCUGCUGAACUCAAAGGCUUCCCUGCGUGUCUCUGCUUCUUCUGCCAUCGACUGGGUACUCUUGCCGCUCUGCUUUUAUCUGAUGCUAAAAUAACAUACCUUGGUUACACAGAAACAUGCAAAGUCAUUCGUAUGACAGGUGAUAGGAAACAAGGUGCCAGAAUAAAAAAAAAUCAAAUGCUAUUUUCAUCAUAGCAUUCCUUUACUCUGCAACCUAAAGUGACUCUCAGGGCAUUGUCACAUCAAAGUUAAAGUCCUCAGCUCUGCAGUCACAAUUCUCUAAGUUUUUCUUCCUAAGUUUCCUCCUUCUCUCGGCUAUCUACCACUGCUCUCUGUCCUUGCUCCCUCUCUCUCCCUUCUUGGAAAUCUCUGCUGCUGCUGCUGCUGCUAAGUCACUUCAGUCAUGUCUGACUCUGCGCGACCCCACAGACGGCAGCCCACCAGGCUCCCCC